GACGGAGGAGACAUCAGAAGGAACUCAGAGAGAAUCAAACCAACCACCUGCUGAGGAACAUUUGAUCAAUCUUUAUUAACAAGUGACAGGAGGAGACAAAGGUGUGCAUCUCCAUGGCGACAGGUGUGUGUGUGCUGCUGAAUGUGUGGGUAGGUGUGUGCAUGGCGUUGAACCUCGACAUGUCAUUCCCGGUGCUGAAGACAGGCGGAGACGGAAGUCUGUUCGGGCUGUCUGUGGCUCUGCACCAGGAUCUGAAGACAGACAACUACCUGCUAUUGGUCGGAGCACCCAGGGACAAGGCGGAGGCUAAUGUUCCAGCCAAUCGAACAGGAGGAGUGUACAGCUGUCACAUCACUGCUGACCAAUCAGACUGCAGCAGGAUGAAGCUCAUUGACCCAGAUGUGAACUUGUCUGAGGAUGUGAUUGAGGACAUGUGGUUGGGUGUCUCAGUAGCCAGUCAGGGUCGACCUGGGGGGCGGGUACUGACAUGUGGUCAUCGUUUUGUUAAACUCUACGGAGCGUUCAAACUCAGACAUAUGAUUGGCCGCUGUUAUCUCCCUGGAAAUGACCUGCAGUAUGACAACACAGAUGUCCACUGGCAGAACAUCGUCCAGCCCUGCAAUCACCUUGGGGAUGUCAGCAGUGAGGUCAUGUGCAACAUGGGGAUCUCUGCCUUCAUCACUCAGACUGAAGUCAUCGUCGGCUCACCUGGAAGCUUCGAAUGGCAAGGUAAUGUCCAUGUCUCCUGGAUGAAUCCAGACGUCCUCUUUGACACCAGAACGAGCUCCUUUCCCAACAUGCAACGCAGGAACAUUUAUAUAGGAUAUUCACUCACUCAGGCUCGUCACAUCCUCUCGCACGAAGAUGAAACCAUAGUAACAGGAGCGCCAAAGGACAGUAAAGACGAUGCUCGUGGCUCUGUGCUGUUGGUAGUCAAACGCUCUGAUAAAUUGAUGACUCAGCAGACUCUUCGUGGUGAACAGACAGGCUCGUAUUUCGGUAACGCCGUGGCAACCGCUGACCUCAACAAUGACGGGUGGAAUGACCUGCUGGUGGGCGCUCCUUUUUACUUCCAUCGUCAGCAGGAGUUGGGCGGGGCAGUUUAUGUUUACAUGAAUGCAGGAGGUUGGUUUGAUUCUCAGCCCAGUGUGGUGCUGAGAGGACCGGCCAGAUCGGCCUUCGGUAUGUCUGUGACCGCUGCUGGAGACCUCAACCAAGAUGGCUUCCAAGACUUUGCAGUUGGGGCUCCGUUUCAUGAAACAGGCAGCGUAAUGAUCUGGAGCGGCAGCAGUGAGGGGGUUUCUACAGAACCGAGCCAGGUGAUCAAGGGCCAUGCGGUCUCUCCUGGGUUCAGGACUUUUGGAUACUCUUUGUCUGGAGGUCUGGAUGUUGAUGGCAACAAAUAUCCAGACCUGCUGGUUGGCUCUCUGGAUGACACCAUUGCUCUGCUCAGAACUCGUCCAGUCAUUCACAUCAAUAAAACUCUCAAAGUUUCUCCGGACAUUGUCGACCCAAACAGCUGUGACUUCUGUAUCCAGGUGGAGGUGUGUUUCUCGUACAUAUUCAGUGCUGGAGAGAAGAGCGACAGAGACAACAUCACUGUCCACCUCACUGUAACAGCUGAUGUCACCAGCCUCAAGUCCCGCCUCCUUUUCCAUGACAACGGGCAGAGUGUUUAUUCUGGUUACCUGUCACUGCCAAAGAAAAACUGUCAACCCCUGAGAGUGGGACUGCUGAGUCCAAUCCAAAACAAAGUGGAACCUUUGGUGUUCUCCCUGAACAUCUCUCUGUUUGAGAAGCUUCCUAAGAAAAGAAAUGCUGUUCAGGACCUCCAACGUCUCCCUGUGCUUAGCCAGACACCCCGACCCAUCAGAACCCAGAUCCACUUCCAGAAUGCCUGUGGUAUUGAUAACCGCUGCCAUAGUAACCUUCAGAUGAAAGCCCAGUUCAGAGAUGAGAAUCGGAACCCUUUCCCCAUGAAGAAGGGGAGGCAGGUGUUGUACUACAGCGGCAAUAUUAACCGAUUGUUUCUGGAGGUGAACAUCAGUAACACACCAUCACCAGGCCAACCAGCAGAGGAUGCUCACAAUGCUGUUUUGAAUGUUAGCAUCCCACCAUUACUCAUAUACUCCGGAGUUCGAACAAAGGGUGAUGUCCAUGAGUUGGUGGAGUGUAUUGUUGAGGACACUGAGCUUCUAUGUGAGCUGGGAAACCCUUUCAAAAGCAACCAGGAGGUCCAGGUCUUCAUCAUAUUUCAGCCAUCUGAGAUCAGUUUUCACACCAAAGAGAUUCAUUCUUUGCUGCAAAUGUCCACGCUCAGUGAACAGUCCGAUCUGUUUCCACAAUCUGUCUCCAUAUUGGUGGAAUAUUCACUGCAGGCUUCCCUCACUCUAAUCAAUCCGCCAGGCCCUGCCUCCUUCAGUGGUCAUGUGAUUGGUGAGUCAGCCAUGAAGAAAACAGAGGAUAUUGGCACUCUGCUUCAUUUCACCCUGCAGGUGCACAUCAAAGGGAAGCCGCUGGGUCGCCAAGCCAACAUGCAGGUGGAGUUUGAUUGGCCGAUAGAGGUGUCCAGUGGGAAGUGGCUGCUAUACCUGACAGAGAUCCAAAUGAAUGGCACAUCAGAGCCGCACUGUAGUCUGCCCAGCAACAUCAUUAAUCCCCUCGGCCUCAUGGUGUCAAAGCGGGUGGAGGAGAAGAAGAAGAAAAGGAGAAGUCUGGAGGAGGAGGCGAAGGGGAAGAGGGAGGAGCAGAGAGAAACACCUUUAUCCGCCCUCCACCUGCAGGGACAGAAGAAGUCCUAUACUCUGGAUUGUGUGCACGGGGCUAACUGUGUGACGUUCGUCUGUCCGCUGCUCAACAUGAACAACUCAGCAACGCUGACAGUCAGAGCCAGACUGUGGAACUCCACCAUGAUUGAGGACUACAGUGAUGCAAGGAGUGUGUUGGUUCGAGGCCGGGCUACUCUGAAGCUGCAGACUAACAAACAAACCAUCAACAUGGACUUCCACAGCACAGAGAUUGAGGUCAACAUUUAUCCUGACCUGGGGCAGCAGAUGGAUUCUAGUGCCCCCCUGUGGAUCAUAGUGGUUUCUGUCCUGGCUGGAGUCUUACUGCUGGCUCUGAUCUGCCUGCUGCUCUUGAAGUGUGGCUUCUUCGUGCGCAGAAGGGUGUGGCAAGCUGUGGCACUCCACCAGGGAAGGCUUCUGGGUAAGGACGAGAAGCAGCAGUACAUGGAAAGUGAUGGUUUCUUAAUACUGGACGACCUGUCCUUGUCCAAGACCCGGAAGUCUCCCAAACACUGGUUUACCUCCUGGAGUGAAACACACUGAGAGAUGGAUUGUAUCCAAGAAGGGCAUGAUCAACCAUACUGAACUGUAGAAAAAUUCAUAAACCGCACCAAACCCGAUCAACACAUUGUGAAAGGGACAAACACAUUCUUAACUGGUCCAACACAACUUGCAUCUGUGAGAUAUCCUCAACUCGACCAAAAUCUGACCCAAAAAUUCAGAGCUCGACCAGACUGGAAUGACACUUGUACAACCAUACCUGGCCAGACUUUGCCAAAAUAUCCUGGACAGAACCGGACCACAAAACUGCCUGGUAUGUCAGAGCUGUUGUAUGAAAACGUCUAAAAAUGUUUACACUUACUUCAGAACAUAAUUCUGGAGACGUCAGGUUUCCAGCUGACAUAAUUGUUUAUUUGUAAACCACAGAUUGUUAGUAACAUGUAAAGACAGAAUGUUUAAUUUCCAUUUGUAAAAUUUUAUGUAUACUCGUAUGUCUCAGAUUUCCUUUGUGAAAAACAUUUCCCAGCAUCCUCCUAGUCUCGGAAUGAUUUCACAUACAAGACCAUUAAUAAUAUGGACAGUUUGUCAUUAACAGAUGGCGAGUCAGUUUUGUGAUUUAUUUAAAAGAUAUGAUUUAAUAAGCUGUCUUCACUCAACCACAUUCCAUCAUUUAUGAACAGAUUUAUGGUGGAUGGCGGAAACACAACAUCUACUUAAAUCAUCCGAUUUCUGAAGACACACAUCAAUCAGUGAUUAGUGACUUGGGAAAAUAUCAAGAUGAAGUACACAAUUUUAAGUUAAACGGCUGUGAAAUUAAUAAAGCGAAAUCAGUCUUUUAAAACAAAAAGUCAAUGUUGACUGCUUUGAUGUGUUGUGAUGUCACAAUUAAAUGUCGCCUUCAAGGAUUCCUUGUUAACUCUGUUUCCUCCCCUCAAAGAAAGUAAGAUUAAGACAGCAUCACUCAUUAGUAAGAGUGAUGUGUUUGGUAGCUGAUAGAUUAUGUAAGAAAAAUACAUUUUGUGGUAUUUUUAUUUGAUCAGUCUUGACAUUUCCUCAAUUUUCUCAAGUGUACUUACAUAGUUGUGAUAUUUCUGACAGCACUUAAAAGCAGCAUCUUUCAGUCUUGUGGAUGUGAGUCAUCAUUGCUGUGGUGAAGUGUUUGUAUGUUUACUGUGUGAUGAAGAUAUUAAAGUAUUCUUUUAAU
Acanthopagrus latus (yellowfin seabream) is the source of this 4491-nucleotide messenger RNA. Its product is annotated as integrin alpha-3-like. Gene Ontology annotation, molecular function: integrin binding. Lineage: Eukaryota; Metazoa; Chordata; Actinopteri; Spariformes; Sparidae. Gene Ontology annotation, biological process: leukocyte migration; integrin-mediated signaling pathway; cell adhesion mediated by integrin. Bases 114 to 3329 code for a protein of 1071 amino acids. The record is from RefSeq and is a predicted model, not a curated record. The transcript is spliced from 28 exons. Gene Ontology annotation, cellular component: external side of plasma membrane; integrin complex.